AUGCUGUUCCGUCAAUUUGUUGUGGCUGCGGCCUCCAUCUCGCUCGCAAAGGCCGUCGAGCUUACCGGGUACGAAUAUGUCGUUGUUGGAAGCGGUGCUGGUGGCGGCCCCCUGGCGGCUCGUCUCGCCCUUGCCGGCCACAAGACACUUCUGAUCGAAGCUGGUGAUGACCAGGCCGCCAACCAGAACUACACUGUACCUUCCUUCAACGCGAAGGUCUCAGAGGACCCCAACCUGGCCUGGAACUUCUUCGUUAAGCAUUACGCCGACGAGGAGAGGCAAGCUCGCGACUUCAAGACUUCAUACACCACACUUGAUGGUGGCGAAUACACAGGUCUCUCCCCUCCUGCGGGCUCUGUCCAGAAGGGUACACUUUACCCUAGGACUGGUACUCUGGGAGGUUGCACAGCGCACAACGCUCUCAUCGCUGUCUACCCGCACCAGUCCGACUUCGAGUACAUUGCAAACCUCACUGGCGAUUCUUCUUGGGCCCCUGACAACAUGCGCAAGUACUUCGUCAAGCUCGAGAAGAACGCUUACCUCACUGCUAUCGAGGGACACGGCUACAACGGCUGGUUGGGCACACAGUACGCACCUAUCGACAUCGUCACCAGCGAUCCUCAGCUUCUGAGCUUGGUCGGAGGCGCUGCUUUCGCUCUUGGAAACAAGACAAACGCCGUUGUUAACCUGGCCACACUCGUUGCAGGCGAUGCCAACGCUGAUACCGACGCGCGUGACUCUGACCCUGGCCUGUUCCAGAUCCCCCUGAGUACUUCCGACGGUAAGCGUACUGGUUCCCGUGAGUUCGUAGUCGCUGUCCGCGAUGCCAAGUACACAAACGGCACCAAGAUGUACCCCCUCGACGUAAGACUGAACGCGCACGUCACCAAGAUCACCUUCGACGAGACUGUCACUCCUCCCCGUGCGACCGGUGUCGAGUUCCUCGACGGCCAAUACCUCUACAAGGCCAGCCCUAAGAACACUGGCGCAAAGGGUACUGCCGGUUCCGCCAAGGCCUCCCGCGAAAUUAUUGUUGCUGGUGGAACUUACAACUCUCCCCAGCUCCUCAAACUUUCCGGUGUCGGUCCUGCAGAUGAGCUAAAGAAGCACUCCAUCCCCGUCGUUGUUGACCUUCCCGGUGUCGGAACCAACCUCCAGGACCACUACGAGAUCAGCGUCCAGGGCAAGGUUGAGAACGACUUCUCCGCCCUUAACGGCUGCACCUUCAAGGGCGACUCCGCCGACGCCUGCAUCGGGCGCUACAACACCCCCAUUCUUGGCAACCGCGGCAUCUACGCCUCCCCCGGUCUCGGUGCCACCAUGUUCUACCAGUCCAGCGUCGCCGAGAAGAACAACUGGGACAUCUUCGCCUUCGGCGGCCCUGUCAACUUCCGCGGUUACUUCCCCAACUACAGCGUCAACGCGACCGCCGUGCACAACCUCUUCUCCUGGGCUAUCCUCAAGGCGCACCCGAGGAACACUGCUGGUACCGUUACCCUGCAGUCCGCGGACCCGCUUGAUGUUCCUGCUAUCACGUACAACUACUUCGACACCGGUGUGGGCGAGUACCAGAAGGACCUCACUGCCAUGACUGAGGCUAUCGCGCUUACCCGUGAUGCGUUCAAGCGCCAGGUCGUUCCCGUUACUGAGGUCCUCCCGGGUAAGGAUGUCGACACUCCUGAGGAGAUUGCGGACUACAUCAAGAACAGCGCGUGGGGCCACCACGCUUCGUCUACGUGCCCUAUUGGUGCUGAUGACGACAACAUGGCCGUGCUUGACAGCAGCUUCAACGUUCGUGGCACUAAGGGCCUUCGUGUCGUUGAUGCGUCGGUUUUCCCCCGCAUUCCGGGUACUUUCACUGCUGUGAGCACGUACAUGGUUGCUGAGAAGGCUGCGGAUGUUAUCUUGGCUGCGGCAAAUGCUGCUUAG
Molecule: messenger RNA, 1929 nt
Organism: Macroventuria anomochaeta
Lineage: Eukaryota; Fungi; Ascomycota; Dothideomycetes; Pleosporales; Didymellaceae
Product: GMC oxidoreductase
Exons: 3
Coding region: 1-1929 (642 amino acids)
Molecular function (GO): flavin adenine dinucleotide binding; oxidoreductase activity, acting on CH-OH group of donors
Source: RefSeq, a predicted model, not a curated record